CAGCCCAACUGCUUCCCAUCACACGCCGGACUAGCAGUUCCCACAGACACACAGGCAGUGACGACGACCUGUCUGAGUAUACCAACUACUCGACAAGCUUCCCUUCGUCGUAGCUCUUGAGCGGGGGUUAUAUACCGCCGCUUCUCGACAUGUUGGGCCUGACGAAUACGAGUGAGAGCGCCUGGCUGCGGGUUACCGUGCUUCUCCUAAUCAGUGUGCUAUCCAUUUCCACUCGGUUGUUCUCCGUGUUGAGAUUUGAGAGUGUCAUUCACGAGUUCGACCCAUGGUUCAACUACCGCACAACCAUUGAAUUGGUCGAAAAUGGAUACUACAACUUUGUCAAUUGGUUUGACGAGCUAUCGUGGUACCCACUGGGGCGAGUUGUCGGCGGAACUGUUUACCCAGGAAUUAUGGUCACCGCUGGACUCAUUCAUAAAGCGUUGAAUGGGCUGAACUUCCCGAUCCACAUUCGAGAAGUCUGUGUGUUCUUGGCGCCUCUCUUCUCCUCGUUCACGGCGAUCGCUGCAUAUCUCUUGACGAGUGAGAUGAAGAACACCUCGGCGGGACUGUUGGCCGCUGCGUUCAUCGGCAUUGCUCCCGGUUACAUCUCGCGGUCCGUGGCGGGAUCUUACGAUAACGAAGGGAUUGCCAUCUUCUUGUUGGUGUUCACUUUCUACCUCUGGAUCAAGGCGGUGAAGCUGGGAUCCGCUUUCUUUGGCGCCAUGACCGCCAUCUUCUACUUUUGGAUGGUGUCUGCUUGGGGAGGAUACGUUUUCAUUACCAACUUGAUCCCACUCCACGUUUUCGCCCUGAUACUGAUGGGACGGUACACCCCGCGUCUUUACGUGUCGUACUCAACGUUUUACAUCAUCGGAACUAUCUCGUCUAUGCUCAUCCCAUUCGUGGGAUUCCAGCCAACGAGGACAAGCGAGCACAUGGCGGCCCUCGGUAUCUUCGGCUUGCUGCAAAUUGUCGCAUUCAUUGAGUUCAUCAAGAGCCAUCUGUCAGCAAACCAGUUCAAGCUCUUGUUCUACGGGCUGAUUUCCGGUUUCUUCCUUCUGGGUCUCGGUGGCCUGGUUGCGCUGACAGUAGGCGGCUACAUCGCUCCUUGGACGGGUCGUUUCUACUCUCUCUGGGACACGGGAUACGCAAAGAUCCACAUUCCGAUCAUUGCCUCCGUGUCGGAACAUCAGCCGACCCCAUGGACGUCAUUUUUCUUUGACUUGCAGCUUUUGAUGGUGCUGUUCCCUGCAGGAAUAUACUUCUUGUUCCAGGAACUGCGUGACGAACAUGUGUUUGUCCUACUUUACGCGGGAACCGCCUCCUACUUCGCUGGUGUCAUGGUCCGUCUGAUGCUCACGCUGACGCCCAUUGUCUGUGUCGCUUCAGCGAUCGCCAUCACUACCGGUCUCGAAGCCUUCUUGUCCAACACCGAAACCCCGGCUGCCGUUACUGACUCGGCGGCGGCAGCUACUCCUAGUGAGAAGAAGACAAAGGAGGGAAAGGCCGUCAAGACCUCUGAAAGGAAGAAGAAGGAUGUGGGCGGCCCGGUCCAGGGAGUGUGGACAUGGGAUGCCAAGCUUGCCCUGGUUCUUCCCAUCACGUUCAUUCUCAUCCAGUUCGCCCUUCACUGCUCAUGGGUAACUUCCAACGCAUACUCGUCCCCCUCCAUCGUUCUGGCCUCCCGAAGGCCCGACGGAUCGCAACAUAUCAUCGAUGACUUCCGUGAAGCCUACUACUGGCUUCGUCAGAACACCGACGAAAAGGCCAAGAUCAUGUCCUGGUGGGAUUACGGAUACCAGAUCACCGGAAUGUCGAAUCGAACAGUCCUCGUCGACAACAACACGUGGAACAACACCCACAUCGCCACCGUCGGGAAGGCCAUGUCGUGUUCCGAAGACGUCUCGUACGACGUGAUGCGCAAGCUAGACGUUGACUACGUCCUCGUCAUUUUCGGAGGCGCCAUCGGAUACUCCGGGGACGAUAUCAACAAGUUCCUGUGGAUGAUCCGUAUCGGGGAGGGUGUCUACCCCAAGGACAUUAGCGAGAGGAACUUCUUCACCCCGCGCGGUGAAUACAGAGUUGAUGAUCAGGCUACCCCUACCAUGAAGAACAGUCUGAUGUACAAGAUGUCGUACUAUCGGUUCAAUGAACUGUUUGGUGGAGGACCGGCGUAUGAUAGUGUGCGUCAGACGCAGAUUCCCAAUAAGCCAAUUAAGCUGACGACGGUUGAUGAAGUUUACACUACUGAGAACUGGAUCGUUCGCAUCUAUCAAGUCAAGAAGCCCGACAACAUUGGAAGGACAUUAUCUGCCGCUUCAACUUUCGGGAAGAAGCGCAGACGUAGAGUCCGUGGAAAGCCACGCAGCGCCGCAAAGGCGGGAGGGCGACGUCGUCGUGAUGACGAUUGAACCCUGUAUCGCUACGAACUUUAGCGUCGCGGGCUUUGGAAGGCCGCACUCGUUGACCUCGCAGCGCAGUCCCGGCUUCUACGCACGUACAUGCAUGUAUUUAGUGGUUGCCGAAUUUGUCAAUAUACCUAUCCUAUAUGUAUGCAUGAAGAAUCAAGCAU
Fimicolochytrium jonesii is the source of this 2572-nucleotide messenger RNA. RefSeq names its product Oligosaccharyl transferase STT3 subunit-domain-containing protein. The coding region runs from base 150 to 2411 and encodes 753 amino acids. Gene Ontology annotation, molecular function: dolichyl-diphosphooligosaccharide-protein glycotransferase activity. NCBI's taxonomy places the organism in Eukaryota, Fungi, Chytridiomycota, Chytridiomycetes, Spizellomycetales, Powellomycetaceae. Gene Ontology annotation, biological process: post-translational protein modification. The record is from RefSeq and is a predicted model, not a curated record. The transcript has 9 exons. Gene Ontology annotation, cellular component: membrane.